Molecule: messenger RNA, 720 nt
Organism: Ixodes scapularis (black-legged tick)
Lineage: Eukaryota; Metazoa; Arthropoda; Arachnida; Ixodida; Ixodidae
Exons: 5
Coding region: 1-720 (239 amino acids)
Molecular function (GO): DNA binding
Source: RefSeq, a predicted model, not a curated record
AUGUUAGAGAUCCUUCAACAGGUGACCCCUAGACUGGAUGAUCAGGACCCUUGCUUCGCUGCUGCUGAGCUAAGACAUGCUCAAGCUGAAACCAGGACAACCCAAGCUCAGGCCGAGGCAGAGCUAGUGGGCACCAAGGCCAAGCUAGCUGAUGCCGAGGCCAAGCUGGACGAGGCCAAGGCCAAGAUAGCCGAGGCCGAGGCCAGGGCAGCCUACGCCGUGGAGAAGUGCAAGCUGCUUGAAGCCCGAGCAGAAAAAGCAGAGGGCAAGGUGCUGGCAGCAGAAAGGAAAGCGCUCUUUGCCGUCAAUUCUCUCUACCCUGUGCUUGAAGGAAUGCCAGGCCUCUUUGAGGACAUGAAAUCAAGAAUGGCAGCUGGUCCUGCAGUGGUGAAUGCUGGGGCAGCUGAGGCUGGUGGUGCUUCUCUAAAGUUCGGCACCACCAUGUUCCCAGCCAUCCGGAUGGUGCGGCUUAAUAGCACGGCUCCUUCGGUGUAUACGCAAGAGCUUGCUGAAAUGGUUUUUGGCAACGAGACUUUGGGACGGUGUUGCCUGAGGGGGUCCACGGCGGGCAAAGAAGCCAUGGACAAAAAUACCGUGGACGACAUCAUUGUCCACGUCCUGACGAAGUUUUCGAACCUGUCAGAGUCGGACGUCAGGGGUUUCCUGAGACGCAAGUGUAAUAAUGCGGCAACAGCGCUGAAGAAGAAUGGAGGUAGCUGA